Molecule: messenger RNA, 1674 nt
Organism: Brassica napus (rape)
Lineage: Eukaryota; Viridiplantae; Streptophyta; Magnoliopsida; Brassicales; Brassicaceae
Product: ninja-family protein AFP3-like
Exons: 2
Coding region: 713-1579 (288 amino acids)
Biological process (GO): signal transduction; negative regulation of DNA-templated transcription
Cellular component (GO): nucleus
Source: RefSeq, a predicted model, not a curated record
UUUUGCACAAGUUGUUACUACUUUUCAUUGAUCAAUCAAAGAAUCUUCCUUUUGCACUUUCCAGGUGCAACUCAUGCAGGAGAAAGGCGUGUGUGUGCGUGUACUUUCUUCCAUAUAAAGAAACUUCUUUAAAACUGUACCACGACUUGAAGAAAGACAUGUGUCACACAGGUAUGUAAAGAGAACAUGCCUUCAAUGAGAAUAGCCGCAAAGCAACGGCGCCUCCGCUGAUCUGGACGGUCUAACCUAUUACACUGUCCUUAUCUUUCAGUUUAAGAUUGUGGGACCGUCUUUAACAGAUGCUCUACACGUGUCAGCCUGGGAGUCGAGUUAGUGUUCGAGAUUCGCGGAGACGCAAGAAACUGAAAAACGAACGUGUCCUCGUCAACGCCAGCAGAUAUCUAGUAAACACGUGUCUGAUGCAUGUUUCACGUGUUACACGUGUUGGACUCGGUGCUUCCUGCUGGUUUUUAACCAAUAGAUAAAUAGAAACAAAAUGAAGUGUUCAUCGAUAAUACGAGAUUAUAGCGGUAAUAACGUUUACAGGCUACCUUAAUUAGUCAUACGUGUAAUUGAAAACCGCCCAUGUCCACUAUCCUCGUUAAACACGUGUCAAGCUAUACGUUACAUGGUUUCUUAAAUCUUAAAAACAAAUAUCCCAGGGCAUAAAUAUCGAUAAAGAAACCAUAUAUUUUCUUUCCUUUGACGUUACAUGGUUGUUGAAUCUUCAUCAAUGGCAACAAAGAUUGGUAAAGACGAGGAUGUUGAAGUCGAGCUUGAGCUAUGUCUUUCUCUAGGAGGUCCUUUCAAGAAAUCAGACAAAGCCAUCAUCAUGAGAUGCGCCAAUGAUAUUGGGGUUGAUCUUAAUGACGGGACUACAACGUAUGAGGUAAAAGAGACAUGGAAGAAGCGAGAAGCGAAGCAGCAACAGAGAAGCAGAGGAGAAGGAGGAGAGUGCAAGAGGAUCAAAACAGAAUGUAAAAAAGCUACUAACGGCGUGGAUUUGGGUUUGAGCUUCGGUGAUAUGGGUAACGGGUACGGGUCGGGUCGAUAUAAGGAGAAUAGCAAAGACGUUACAAUUGGGUCACCCAUUAGCAGCACGUCCGACGUUUCCGAUCCCAGCAGCUCUCCAUGCCAAGAAGGUGGAACUAGCGAACUUGGGGAAAAUCCAGAUCAAACAAAACCGGUUAGAUUUCCGGUUAACAACACUCUAACCGGUACAGAGGGAACCGUGCGGAUCACGGACGGUCCAAACGAUGCGGUGGUAGAGGAGACGCAAGAAUGUUCCAACUCUAUAGCAAAAGAAACUGGAAAGCCUCCAAAACCACGUCCCUGUAGCAACGGAGUUAACGGCAGUUUGCUUCCGUUUGCUAAGAUGCCGUGCGUGACUAGCACCGGUAACGGACCCGAUGGCAAAACUGUAAAUGGGUUUCUGUAUCGGUACUCAAAAUCAGAGAUCAGUAUAAUCUGCGUCUGCCACGGAACGUCAUUCUCGCCAGCUGAGUUCAUCAUCCACGCCGGUGGGACCCAUGUCUCGAAUCCGUUAAGACAUAUAACUGUUGUUCCGUCAACGUUUUAAAACUUUUAUUUUUCUUUGUUGUUACCUUUACGGUUUGUGUAUAUAUUUAGCUUAUGGCCCUUUUGAGUUCAAAGGGAUUCUUUAUUGGUGAUCUA